This is a messenger RNA of Cygnus atratus (black swan), 5683 nucleotides long. It is a transcript of the gene TRAF2, whose product is annotated as TNF receptor associated factor 2. Gene Ontology annotation, molecular function: ubiquitin-protein transferase activity; ubiquitin protein ligase binding; zinc ion binding. The transcript has 11 exons. Gene Ontology annotation, cellular component: cytoplasmic side of plasma membrane; plasma membrane signaling receptor complex; cytosol. Bases 845 to 2446 code for a protein of 533 amino acids. Gene Ontology annotation, biological process: regulation of apoptotic process; positive regulation of JNK cascade; tumor necrosis factor-mediated signaling pathway. The record is from RefSeq and is a predicted model, not a curated record. Lineage: Eukaryota; Metazoa; Chordata; Aves; Anseriformes; Anatidae.
AUCCCCGACCUCCGCCCGAGUCAUCCGAGGAGCCGCGCGGUGCGGCCGGGAAGCCCCCGCAGGGCCUCUCCCCGCUUCUGAAACGCGGGGGGCGGCGGGGAAGCCCUGGGCGGUGCUUUCGGGGGUUCUCAGCAGCACCGAAGCCGGGAGGAGCGGGUGGCUUCCAGGCCGGGGCCGGCCCGGGCACUGCCUGAGUCAGGCCCUUUCCCAGCUGGCGGGGCUCCCCCUUCUCGCUGCCGGUCAUUCCGCUGCUCUGUCGUCGCUUCGGGCUCGGCUCCCGCGGCCCGGGGAGCGGGGGAAGGAGCGCUCUGGGGAAUGCUGCUGGGUGCGUGCUCCCCGGUGCGCAGCUCGCUCUGCUUCUGGCCACGUGGCGGCCAACGGAGCGUUGCGGCAGCGGGUUCGUUUGGGGCCGGCCUGGCUGGGCCCCCUCUGUGGCCAGCAGCCCAGGUAAGUCGUUGCUGAUCAGUUCCUUCUCUACAGGAAUCGAUUUCAACGCGUCCUGCCCCCAGCACUACUCCUGUCAGGGUCACAUUUUGUACAGGAAAUGGAGAAGGGGAUUUUCUUCACCGGAUUACACAAACCGGUGAAGAACUUUAGCAAUGUGGAGUUUUUUACACUUGCACUUCCCAGACAAGCGCGGCUGUGCCAGGAAAAGGAACGUUGCAACACAAGAACUGAAGCAGUGCCAGCGAGGGCACGCGGUGGUGCUUGUCCUGGAGGAACAGCGUAGUGCAAAUUCCCGGUGCUGUCGCGUGCACGGGGACACAGCUCGUGGCCUCGACCUCAGCAGUGCCAUCCCACUUGACACCAGGCUCUGGAUCGGCGGGCGGAAUUCUUCGUUCACAUGGCAGCAGCAAACUCUACUCCACCAGGCUCUUUGGAUCUAAACCAGCCUGGAUUUUCAAAGGCGAUACUGGGAACUAAACUGGAGGUGAAAUACCUCUGUUCGGAUUGCAAGAACAUUCUGAGGAGGCCGUUUCAAGCUCAGUGUGGACAUCGCUACUGUUCUUAUUGUCUGAAGAAAAUCAUAAGUUCUGGACCUCAAAAGUGUGCAAGCUGUAUUGAGGAAGGGAUAUAUGAAGAAGGAAUUUCUAUUUUGGAAACCAGCUCAGCUUUCCCAGACAAUGCAGCUCGUCGGGAGGUGGAAAGUCUGCCUGCUGUCUGUAUUAACGAUGGUUGCACGUGGAAGGGGACUAUUAAGGAGUACGAGAGCUGCCAUGAGGGGAACUGCCCGUUCCUGCUGAUUGAGUGCCAGGCAUGUAAGGGACUGAUCACACUGAAUGACAAGGAGCGCCACUCUGAGCGGGAGUGCCCCGAGAGAAACCUCAACUGCAAAUACUGCAAAUUGCUUUUCUACUUUCCUGAUAUUAAGGCUCACGAUGAAGUCUGCCCUAAGUUUCCAUUGACUUGUGAAGGCUGUGGGAAGAAAAAGAUUCCAAGAGAGAAGUUUCAGGACCAUGUGAAGACUUGUGGCAAAUGUAAAGUGCCUUGUAGAUUUAAGGUUGUUGGAUGUGCUGAGAUGGUGGAAAAUGAAAGGCUACCAGAACAUGAAACCAAGUGUCUGGCAGAGCAUCUGUACAUGCUACUGAGUUUUGUGCUUAGCCUCAAGAGUGGCUCUGGAGACCUGAAGCAUCUUCCUGCCCUUUCCUCAUCACAAAGUAACUCCCCACUACUGGCAGCAAACUCUUUGUGCUCAGAGUCAGAGCUCUCCAAAUCCAUGGAGCUCUCCAAGUCCCUGGAGCUCUUGGGAAGAUGUGAGGCCCUUGAGAGGAAAACAAUGACCUUUGAGAACAUUGUCUGCGUGCUCAACCGGGAGGUGGAAAGAGUGUCUCUAACAGCGGAAGCCUAUAGUCGGCAACAUCGACUAGACCAGGAAAAAAUUGAAUCUCUGAGUAACAAGGUUCGGCAGCUGGAAAGGAGCAUUGGGCUCAAAGAUCUGGCCAUGGCUGAGAUGGAGGAAAAGAUCCGCAACAUGGAAGCUUCCACCUACGAUGGUGUUUUCAUCUGGAAGAUAACAGACUUUGCCAGGAAACGCCAGGAGGCGAUAACAGGCCGCUCUCCUGCGAUCUUCUCUCCAGCUUUCUACACAAGCAAGUAUGGCUACAAGAUGUGUCUGCGCGUUUACCUGAACGGGGAUGGCACCGGGCGUGGGACCCAUCUGUCCCUGUUCUUUGUGGUGAUGAAAGGACCCAAUGAUGCUCUUCUUCGCUGGCCUUUCAACCAGAAGGUAACUCUGAUGCUCUUGGAUCAGAACAACCGGGAGCACAUCAUCGAUGCUUUCCGCCCUGACGUGACAUCCUCCUCCUUCCAGCGACCCAUCACGGAAAUGAACAUUGCCAGCGGGUGCCCGCUGUUCUGCCCCGUCUCCAUGAUGGAAGCGAAGAACUCCUAUGUCCGUGAUGACGCCAUCUUUAUUAAAGCCAUCGUUGAUCUCACAGGCCUCUAGCCCUCCUCGCCUCCAGGAGAAGUGAACACAGAGCCAGCCCCAUGGGGCACCCCCCUCUCGUGCUGCCCUGCAGGCAGGUCUUGGAGUGAGGAGGGGGCAGAAAGCAGAGGGGGAGAAGCCUAUACCUAGCCCCUUCCCAAAAAGGGACCUUCUCUGCGCUGAGUGGCAGCAAGGUGUCUGAUGGGAACCCUCUUCCCUGGUGUCAGAGAGACUUUUCCAGAGACGAGGUUAGGGUGGACAUUGACAGUUUGCAUGGUACAGGGGUCACCUGCAGGGACUUGGAUAUCUGAACUGCUGGUUCACCACGCUGGUUUCCCAGUGGGAGCAAGUGCAGCUCGCUCUGCCAGGUCAGCGCGUGGCCUCAGCUCUCUGUAGCGAAACAAGGAUUUGGCCUGCCUGAGCACCACCUCAUCCAUCUGGGAUUUUCUUCAGAGACCUCUGUGGUCCUGAAGGUAGUGCUGGCUGAAGGAAUACCGCUGCCCCGUGCUGGGGCUGGUUUGCGCCUCGCUGUCAGGAAGGCUGCAGCACUUGUCUGCCAGGAUGGGCUUGGGCGGUGCUGCCUGGCUUGCUGCUGUUCUCGUGCCACUGAUGUCCACAUGGAGGAACUGAGGUGGCACAGGGGGAGCAGGGCCCUGUGCCCAGCUGUAGCUGGGUUUUUGACUGGGGGCGUGCUCUGGGCGUGUGGGGUGGAUGGGCUGGCAGCACCAGGGCUGCCUGUGAGGAAAAACAAAAGCGACUGUCCCCUGCAGCCUGCCCCUCCUCUCAGGGGAGAGGAGGUGACUGCAGGGCUUGUGCCUGCUCCAGGCAGACUUUUAGCGGGACCCUGCCCCUCAGCAUUGUGUCAGGGGGCGGUGGGUGCAGUGGUGGAAGCUAGCUUCAGGCACACACAGAUGCUCAUGAGCGUGCUUUAACCCUUGUCAUGGGGCAGCUAUGGCAGUGUGGGCACACCAACCUUCCCAGGCCCCAGCACCCUUCCUGGUGUGGGCACAAGCCCUGGCCAUGCCCUCCUCUCUGGGAAUCACCUGCCCAGGGCCUUCUGGUCACCACAGCAAGCUCCCUCAGCCUCUUGGAGGGCCUGCAGCCACCAGGGUCAGACUGGAAGGGGCUGGAGAAGUCCCUGAGUGAAGCUUGUGCUGUUGCCCUUGCUGUUUCUGGUUUCCUCACACUCCUUCCUUCUGAGCAGCAAAUGUUCUGCACCUGUACCCCAGAGGAGGUCUCUGUAUUUCGUGGAGAAGAAACUGCUGUCAUUUCCCUCCAUCGUGGCUAGUGAGUCCCUCUGGUGUUGCUUCGUGGUGGCCACAUGUAACUCUGGACUGACUGUUAGCCAGGUUGGACUCUCAAGGCCUGCUGCCUUUUCUCCCUGUGCUUUCCUCGCCCAUCUCAUUGCCUAAACGCGACCCACGAGAUGCUUGGUUGGCCAGCUGGCUGCUGAGCACCCCCCUCAGCCCUUACACUUGCCUGGGUCAGCUCUAGCUCCUGCACUGCUCCGCUGGCCUGGAGGGCAGGCAGAGAGGCUACUGUGCCUGGCUGGAGGGCAGGGACCCUACCCUUGGUGCCUGGGAACGCAAUUGCUGUGCAGGGGGAGUGAAUCUCCCUUGGCUGGGAGCUGCCGGAAGCCUGGAGGCGCUGCCGUGUGCUCCGUGGAGGAGCCCCAGGCCCUGCUCUGCUGGCUGCUGCUGACGCUGUCGUUUCUGCAGCCACUUGCCCAGGCCUGGGCCACGUCUUCAGCAUGGGUGGCUCUCCCUGCCUGUGGAAGGGUGCUGGGGUGACCUUUCAGCCCCCCAUUUGAAGUCUGGUGCAGAUCUUAUCCCUGCUGCGGUAGCUGCUGUGCCCUAGCCCAGAGUGCAGCUGUGCAGAGCCUGGGGCCUGGAGCAGACCUUGCUGUGCCGCUGGGGCAGGGGACAGGAGGCUGGGCCAGCGGAGCCGGGGUGGGCACAGCAGCAGUGUCCCCAGGCGGCUCCCGCUGGCCCACAGCUGCCCGUGCCCAGCCUGGUGUGGCCAGCAGCAGCCUGGAUGGACCACGCUGAGCCCGCCUAGGGCUAGCGGGAUCGUCGCUUUGUGUAAGGGCAGGGGAAGGUAAGGGGAGCAAUUCGGGUUGGGAAGUAAAAGUGACCCCAGGCCCCUCUCCAGCUGCUUCAGGCUUGAGUCAAAGCACGGGGGCAGGCCAGGGGAGUGCUGACAGCUGCCCCUCGCCCUUCCAGCAGUACUGGGGGUGGCGGUGGCCGCGUGCCCCUGCGCUGCCUGGCCCCUUGCUGCAGCCCCUGCUUUGUGGAGAGGCGAGGGGCUGCGGGUUGGGCAGGGGCUGCCCAUUUCUUCCCGAGUGCAGAUGGUCGGCAUGUGGGAUGGCUGCCUGGAGCAGAGGAGGCCUGGAACGCUUUUGCACCCGCUGCUUGCAGCCUCACUGCUCUGCAAACCGGCUUUGAGCUUGUCCUGGGGGAUAGGGUAAGCCCUGUAUUGGCACCCUCACCCUGUUGCCUUAAGAGGAAAAGAAAAAAAAAAAAAGAAGCCUAGCAAGGCCUGAACUUUGUGGAGGAGGCCAGGCCCUGUGCUGCCCAAGGAGUGUCCCUGCCCACACUUUGCUUGGAGAGGGGGAGGAAAAUCAGCGAUAAUGGUUUAGAGUUGAAAUUGUGUCUUACUGGGGGGGGAGUUUGAUCUGCAGCAAUCUGUGUCUUUGCUCGUGGAGCAUUUGCUCAGCACCCCCUGCCUGGGGGGGAGGACGGGGGACCAGGUGUGGCUCUGUAGGGCCUGGCAGGACAGCCUCCAGGGAAGGCACCCAGCAAGGAGCACGGGCUGGGGGGGGGGCGUCGGGCUGCGCUGACAGACAAGCAGACAAGAGCCUGCUGGCACCUUGACCUGCUGCGUUGUUCGUGUUGUUUCCCUUCCCUUCCAACAAGGCUGAGGAAAGGGAGGGCUGGUGCUGAAAAUGCUGUCUGGCCCUUUUUCUUUUUUUUUUUUUUUAGCUCUGGGGUUUGCAGGGUUAAUCUUAGUGUGUACCACUUGCAGCAACCUGUGCACUGUGGUGGGAGGGUAACGUGGCUUCCCUGGGUGCGAUGCUGAAGCUGUCUAGCAGAUGGACAUUUAGCACAAAGCACAGCUGGAGUUUUUGUUUGUUUGUUGUUUGUUUGUUUCACUAUUUGACCACAGCUAUUGGAGAACACCCACCUCAGCCUGUCAAUGUGAAGUUUUUCCUUGAGGAUGCCACAUGGUGAAAACCACUAAUAAAAGCAGUUUGAAGAG